CUGCAGUGGAGGUACACAUCUCUGUGUGUCUGAAGCAAAUUAAACUGAGCUCACCUCUUCUUUCUCAACAGCGGACACAAAUACAGAGUGCAGACAUGUCUGCUGCCAGCAAUCUGCGAACUGAAGAUCAGUUUCUGUGCUCCAUCUGUCUGGAUGUGUUCACUGAUCCAGUCACCACAACAUGUGGACACAACUUCUGCAAAAACUGCAUCACUCAGCACUGGAAUGUUAAUGUUAGGUACAAGUGUCCCAUGUGUAACAAGGUGUUCAAGAGACGACCUGAACUAGACAUCAACACUUUGUUCUCUGAGAUGGUCGCUCAGUUCAGGCGUGAAGCUCAGAAGAAAGCCAGCAGCAGCAGAUCAAAGCAACAAGCUGCCAAACCAGGAGAAGUUCCCUGUGACGUCUGCACUGGAACCAAACCGAAGGCCCUGAAGUCCUGCCUGGUGUGUCUGACCUCCUACUGUCAGACUCACCUGGAGCCUCAUCUGACAGUGAAAGGUCUAAAAACACAUCAGCUGAUGGAGCCUGUGGAGAACCUGGAAGGCAGGAUGUGUACGAAGCACGAUAAACAUCUGGAGCUGUUCUGUAAGACCGACCAGACAUGUGUCUGCGUGCUCUGCUCUGUUUUAGACCACAAGAACCAUGAGUUUGUUCCUCUGAGAGAAGAAUCUGAAGGAAAGAAGGCAGAGCUGAGGAAGACAGAGGCUGGAAUUCAGCAGAUGAUCCAGAAGAGACGACUGAAGAUUGGGGAGAUCAAAGAGUCAGUGAAGAUGAGCAAAGAUGCUGCAAACAGAGAGAAAGCAGAAGGUGUUCAGGUCUUCACUGCUCUGAUUAAAAAAGGCCUGAAGGAGUUCAUAAAGGAGAUCGAAGACAAACAGGUAACAGCAGAGAAACAGGCUGAAGGCUUCAUCAAAGAUCUGGAACACGAAAUCUCUGAGCUGAUGAAGAGAAGCUUUGAGUUGAAGCAAGUCUCACGCUCUGAAGACCACCUCCACCUCCUCCAAAGCUUCUCAUCCCUGAAAACUGCUCCACCCACCAAGGACUGGACAAAGGUCAUCAUCUCUCCUCCAUCAUAUGAGGGGACUGUGGUGAGAGCUGUGGCUCAGCUGGCGGAUACACUCAGGAAAGAGAAGAAGAAGCUGCUUGAGCCUGAGCUGAAGAAGGUCCAGCAGUAUGCAGUAGAUGUGACUCUUGAUCCUGAUACAGCACAUCCUGAGCUCAUCCUGUCUGAUGAUGGAAAACAAGUGAAUCAUUCUGGUGUUUGGAAGAAUCUUCCAGACAAUCCAAAGAGAUUUACAGUUUUUGCAAAUGUUUUAGGAACUCAGAGUUUCUCUUCAGGCAGAUUUUACUUUGAGGUUCAGGUUAAAGGAAAGACUGACUGGAUUUUAGGAGUGGCCAGAGAGUCGAUCGGCAGGAAGGGAGGAAAUUCAGUGAAGCCUCAGAAUGGAUACUGGACUAUGUGGCUGAGAAACAGAAAUGAGUACACAGCUUGUGCUAACACCGCAGUCGCUCUCUCUCUUCAGUCUGCUCCUGAGAAGGUGGGGGUGUUUGUGGAUUAUGAGGAGGGUCUGGUCUCCUUUUAUGAUGUGGAUGCUGCAGCUCUGAUCUACUCCUUUACUGGCUGCUCCUUCACUCAGAAACUCCACCCAUUCUUCAAUCCCUGUAAUAAUGAUGAUGGUUAUAACGCUGGACCUCUGCUGAUCACUCCUGUCAAUCACACUAACUAG
Molecule: messenger RNA, 1730 nt
Organism: Archocentrus centrarchus (flier cichlid)
Lineage: Eukaryota; Metazoa; Chordata; Actinopteri; Cichliformes; Cichlidae
Product: nuclear factor 7, ovary-like
Exons: 2
Coding region: 96-1730 (544 amino acids)
Molecular function (GO): zinc ion binding; protein binding
Source: RefSeq, a predicted model, not a curated record